This is a messenger RNA of Mya arenaria, 6071 nucleotides long. RefSeq lists its product as uncharacterized. The transcript has 16 exons. Bases 108 to 3512 code for a protein of 1134 amino acids. Gene Ontology annotation, cellular component: kinetochore. The record is from RefSeq and is a predicted model, not a curated record. Gene Ontology annotation, molecular function: protein heterodimerization activity; DNA binding. Gene Ontology annotation, biological process: kinetochore assembly; chromosome segregation; mitotic cell cycle. NCBI's taxonomy places the organism in Eukaryota, Metazoa, Mollusca, Bivalvia, Myida, Myidae.
AAAAAAAAACAUGGCGGGCAAAACAAAUUGUUGAAAAAUCAACACAAACAUACAGGACCCGUUUCAAAACCAGACAAUUAGGCCAUCGUAUUUUACCUUAGCUGAAGAUGUCAAACAAGAGACAAAGCAUCGCUCAAACUCCCAGGACUGCUAUAGGGGAAUACCUAGAUGCCUCAAGGACCCAUUCACAGAAAUUCAUCAGAAACAGACAUGAAGGUCUUAUAAGGACCCCUGAGCCUUUGCCAAGGCCGAGGCAUGCUCGAGUGUCUAGCCUGCGUGGUGAAAGACGACGGACGUCCCUGUCUACAAGUGUCAACGUUGAGGACACUCCAAGACAUCUGAUCGAGGGUUUUCUACAAGAGGAGCACAGUACAGCCCCCCUGGUGCGGGUCCAACGCCGGACAUCCCAGACUGGUGUGUCAACCAGUCAGCCUCCUCGUCUGGAUGUUGGUUCACCGAGGGUUGGGUCCCGCCCAGGAGCGAGGAGGUCUAUUCGGAGGUCUGGGUCUGGGUGGCAAGAAGGUGCCAACAUGUCCAUGGGUUUUGAUAGUGACACCCCGAGGACACUGCUUCAGAAUUUUAUGAGAAACACGUCACAAGAACGUUCAUCCGGCUUGAGCUCUCCCGACAUACAGCCCCUCGUCAAUGAUACAUACCACACACCAAGCCCAUUUCGUGAGAGCUCAGAAGGUUCAAUGAUAAGCAGGUCGUCUCGGAGAGGAAGGACACCUCACAGGACAGGAAAAUUCAACAUCACCGCCCAAGAGCAGAAUUCUUCCCUGGUGAUUCCAGCCACCAACCCUAACGACUACACCGUACCGAGUCCGUUCCGGUCAACCUCGGAUUCAGAAGAUGAGGAGGUGAUAGCAGACUCUCAGGCCGUACACAGUCAGACAGCCAGCAGUAGGAGGAGAGACAGCUUCAACUUGACGGUACCAGAGAGCAUGCUUGAACAUCUGAGGUUACAGAGGUCACAGCAGGCUGACGGCCAGUCGAGGGGCAAUAGGAGUGACCACCAUUCAGGAAUCUCCUUGGCUGACCAGCACAUUGACCAGCUUGAUCAGUAUGAUGGUCAUCAGGGAGGGGAGGAAGAAUUUGACCGCAGCAGGCAAGAGAUGUUUGAAGAAGGGAAUCAGUAUGAUGAUAGAAUGGCGUAUAGAAACGAUAAUGAUGAUGUAGAUGAUGAUGAUGAUGAAAGGACUGAGUAUACAAGCAGACUGGAGAAUAGGGAAAGGGAUCAUUAUGUUCAUCAAGAAAUGUAUGACAGAGAUGAUGGUCUGGAACAGUACCAAGAUGAGGAGAUGGAUGAUGAUCAGAGUGAACCUUCAGGCCAAUACAGGGAGAAAUCAGGCCAUGAUGAAUCAGAAAGCCUCAGAGAACAUGGAGGUGAUGGCUUAAAGAUUUUACCGGAAGGAGGAAUGUACAUGCUGCCAAUGAAAGUUAGUGAAAGCAGCAUUGAGGAGAAUUAUCGAAACACGAGCCAUGUUUCAGCUAGUAGUCGCAGUGACAUGUCUAACAUUGGAAUGGCUGAAGUUGAAAAUGGGACUUACGUUGGAAGAGAUGAAAGUGCAAGCAGAUCCCGUAGGUCGCUGUCAAAUAUGGAAAUGGCUGAUGCGGAAAGUGGGAUGUAUGUGGACAGAGAUGAUGGAGGGAACAGAUCCCGUAGGUCGCUGUCAAAUAUGGAAAUGACUGAUGCGGAAAGUAGGAUGUACGUGGGCAGAGAUGAGAUUGCAAGCAGAUCCCAUAGAUCGGUGUCAAAUAUGGAAAUGACUGAUGUGGAAACUGGGAUGUAUUUGAAUAAAGAUGAGAGUACGAGCAGAUCCUAUAGGUCAUUGUCAAGGUCGAGAGAUGAUCUUGCUGCCAGUAGGUCGGAUAUUAGUAGGAGAAGGCAGAGUUCAUUCUCAGCAGUGAGUCCUGAGGUUGAUACUAUGACCAGGCACCUGAGUACAAGCGUGGACCUGGAAAGGUCCAUGAGGGCUCGAGACCAAGAGAGAAUGGGUAGAUACAGUGAGGGCCACAAAAGUAGGUUUGGUUCUCCAAGCAGGAGUGAAAAAGACCUGCGAUUAAGUGAUGGUCACUUGCAUGGGAAAGGAUCCCCAUUUGAUAUGCAGAGGUUGAACUCCAGUUAUGAACAUCAAAACCGAGAGAAUCAGUCAAGAUCAGCUUCCAGAAGUGUAGGAAAUCGUUCAUCAAGGGACCUGAAUAUAAGUUCAAGGUCAAGGCACAGCAGUGGUGAAAGUUUCUCUUCUUCUAGAAAUCCUCAUACAUCAUCCAGGUCAUUUGAUGGGGAUCCACAGACUUCUAGGCGGGACAGGUUUCAUGCUGAAAAUAUGGGCCAUGCUACUCUCACAGAUGAUAUGUACCAGUCACCACGGAGCUUGUUAUCUGGUCGUCGGAGCCCCAGUAUUGCCUCCACCCCUCGGGUUCAAGAGGACUGGGAGUCCGGCAGCGAGCGGGGGGAUGGGAACAGCCCCCUGAAGGCGGUCACACCCUCCCCCGUUGUCUCCCCUCGAGGGGCCAGCCCUGCAAGCUCCUCCCACAGGUCACAGGGGUCAGCCAGAAUGUCAAGAGUGUCUGAUGGAGUCUCAGGUGGUUCAAUGAUGUCCUCAAGGUCACAACAGCCACAGCAGUCACCUAGGACUCGAAGCCAGGGAGGAAGAACCCCACUAGGGUCAUUGACCUUGCCGCAGUCAGAAUCCCGGACAAGAUCAGGGACUUUACAAAGUCAAAGGUCAACUCCAGUACUUCUAAGGUCAUCGCCAAGGCUUCAAGGGUCACCAAGUGCUUCUCUGAGGUCAACAUCAAGGUCGAUGCAAAGAUCAUCUCCAAGGACACCAGGGUCAAACAAAGGCACACCGAAAUCAGAGAAAUCUGUCCUAGGUAGCAGCACUAGACAUAUGGGGCUGUCUCAGGCUUCUCCUGUUAUAGCAGGGAAAAGACAUGGCUCAGCUGAGGUGGACGCUCUUCCCCAUCAGACAAUGCUGUUUUCCCCCCCAAUAGCCUCUACCCAGAACAUCGGGGCUCUCUCCCGCCGCCUCUCCCCCCAGCCAUCAACAUCUAGACAAAGUAGAAUCACCGACUUUGUACAGCAGACAGAAGGCGAAAAUACAAACAUAACCUCCACUGCAGCAGAAAUAACAGUAAAAAGCCCAAAGAAGAAGGUUGUGCGAAAACCUCGUCAGAAGUCUCACUACCUGAUACCAACUUCAACAGUGAAGAAACAUUUCAACCAUUUUGCCGGCAUGCGUGUGGCCAAGGACGCUAUUGAGGAGGUCAUGAAAGUGUCUGAGACAUACUGGGAUAACUUGUGUGCGGACUUGGAGGCAUACGCCAGACAUGCUGGCAGGAAACGCAUACAGAUGGCCGACUUUGAACUGCUCUUCAAGAGGCAAGGCUAUGUAACAGAGAAGACCAGUCUUAACUCCUUGAUUCGUCGCUACCUUCCCUGGGAAGAAGCUGAUAAACUAAUACCAGUCAUUGGUGCAGACAACAAGAUAUACCCAAAACUGUAGACUGCUACCACCGACCAUGUGGUUCAAUAUUGGUGAUUUAAUACCAGUCAUUGGGGCGGACAACAAGAUAUACCCAAAAGUGUAGACUGCUACCACCGACCAUGUGGUUCAAUGUUAGUGAUUUAAAACCAGUCAUUGGAUUGAACAACAAAAUAUACACUGAAAUAAACACAGCUAUUUCCUUGUGGUUUAUAAUUGAUGAUUUAAGUCCAGGCAUUGGGGCAGAGAACAUUAUAUAUCUUAAAAUUGGUGAUUUUAGAGCCGUCAUUGAGGCAGACAACAAGAUAUACAUGUUCUACCAAUAAUAUCAACACCGUGAUCGCAGCAGACAACAAAAUAUACCUAAACUGUUGACCGCUGUCAUAAAGUGUUCAAAACAGUCAACCAUGUGAUGUUUGUGGAUAUAUAUAUAUAUAUAUAUAUAUGUAUAUCGUAAAAGAAAAAGUUUUCUGUUUUCUUUUUAAUAAUAAAAGUGUCAUGGAAUCAGUGUAAUUAUGUAGCUUGACCAUUAUGGUAAUGUAACCAUUCAUUUUCAUUUAUUGAAAAAGAAUUUCAAGUCUGAAUCAACAGUCAUGUUACAAAAUGUACAUACAAGGCAAGGAUAUGAUCAUCAAGGAUAUCAUUUGGUAUUCAAAUGUGUAGAUGCAUAUAGAUAUUGUUUUGAGAUAAUGUCUGUAAAGAAAUAUUUCCGCUGUAUAACACUUUGUUGUUCAUAAAAUAAUUUGAUGACAAUGACUAUAUAUAGUUUAUAUGUUGUUGUUUUUUCCAGGAAAAGUCAAGGUAUUGUCAAUUCAAAUGAAACUUGGUACACGUGUUGCUAGAUACGCAUAUGUAAAUCAAAGCCCGUAACUCUGAUCAUAAGUAUUAUCAAGUUAUGCCCAUUUGUUACUAAAAUACAUACAAAUUCUUUAACCUUGGCAAUAAGAAUCAUUUAUGUAAGUCAUAUAAUGAUUAAAAUAUUAUACUAGUAUUUUUAUGUUCCUUGUGUUUUACAUCAAUAAUUAAUGUUGUUAUAUCAAUAUUAAAUCAUAGCAUUAACUCUGGUUAAAGACCUAAGGCAGGGCUCUGUUAGCGGCGUAGAUGCACCAUGUUUCAUUUAAAAUGGUGAAGAAAUAGAAAAGUUACCUUUGUUUAAAUUCUUCAUUUGAAGCAAAAUAUUGCUUUCCAACACAGCAUUUGUGACGCAAUUUAUCACCUGGUAUAUACACACUGUAUACCAUAUGUAAAGAAAAUGACCAAACAAGGUCUUAGUAGAGCAUGGGGCCUUGUGGGCCUCUUGUUAUAAUAUAUUUGGAUUUGUUAUACUAGUUAUUAACUACAGUACAGCAAAUUCUUUCAUUUAAGCACCAUUGAGUUCCAAUCCUUAUUAAUAUAAGGCCUAAAAAAAAUUAUGUCCAUUUCGGGUAACUCGACCCUACCUAUAACAAUGCGCCGACCCUAACUAUUUUUUUCCGUUUCUGAGCAAAAAAUAUAUUCGUUAGCGAAUAGAGUUACGAAGGGCGGAUAAAUGCAGAUUUUAAUCAAAAUUAUUGUUAAUAUGAUAAAACAAAGUCAGGCAAUGACAGUAAUGUAGGAAAGACUGCCAUGUGCAAGAAAACACUCUGAACUUAGGACAGAUUUUGAAAAAAAAUCAAUAAAAAAAAUCCCUACCUACCCUACCUAGAAAUUUUGGGACAGUUACCUUAAAAAACAAUUUUUUUUUUGGCCUAAUCAAUAUUAAAUCAAGAUAUCCUCUUAUAAUUUCCUGGAGCAGACAUGAAGAAUACAGCUUCCUGACCUUUGACACAAAAUCACGGCCUUGACCUUGGAGGGUCAUGGUUGGAACAUGCUAUCAGCUUGUCGGCUUGACAUGAUUAAUAAUAGAACUGGAUUACUCCAUUGCUUUUUUAGCAAGCGCCAUAAGGUUCAAACAAUAAGAAAUUCAAUCAAACUUAUGAGGCAAAGCUUACUUUAAAAUAAGUUGGCGUACAUGAUUAAAAUAAUGCAUUCAUAUGGCCAUAUACUUGAAUCGUUUACAGAAAAGUUAGUACAGGAAGCGUCUGAUAGGAUCCUGGAUUUUUGUACAUUCUGUUUUGAAAUCUGUUGAGUAAAAGCAGACUCCAAACUGUGUUCCUGCUGUUUGGGUAUGUGACUUAGAAAAAUGCUGAACCUAACUGGCCUAUUGAACCAUUAAAUUUGAAUCAAUUGAUACGGUUCGGUUGAUACUGCACUUCUGUCUGCACAUGCAGCAUUGAAAAUACUUUCUAGUAUUUGAGUAUUGCUUCAAGAAGCGAAUCCAGGGAUGAUGAUAUUUAGGAUUACUGUGAAAUCAGGAAUGAGAGCUUUAACUUUCAGUCUUAUAGAUGUGUUUGUUUAGAUUGUUCUUCGAUUGAUAUAAAUUGCAUUAAAACAAGAGAUGUUUGUCAAACAUUAUGCCCCCCUGAGCGCCAUGUUGUCAGGAUUAUAUGGACAAUUGAAUGAAAUAUGCAUGGACCGAAAUGACAGCUGAUUUGUCGCUAACAUUGUAUGCCGUUGAGGCAGUUUUAAGAUUAUGACCAUUCAAAGUUUGAGGAUAGAGUG